CUUAUGGUGCCGUACGCCAUCUGCUUCGUUUGUCUUCCGUGAAAUCCGACCUACUAAAAAAAAAUGCUGACCAAGAGGAUCCGAACAGAGUACAUGAAGAAAUUCAAGGACCCCAAAUGGGAGACCUACACCAAGUGCUAUGAGGAAAUGCUGAGGUACAGACUGACCCGCAGGCUGCUGGAACACACCCAUAACCCCUGGAUCUGGACCGGAUCUGAUAGUGAUUCAGAUUCUGGAGGGGGUUCACCGCUGCCGAAUAUGAACCAAGUCAUCUCUGGGACCACAAAAGAUGGAACAGAGGCAGAGUAUGAAGAAUGUGCAGGCGAGAGGACAGACCAGCAGCAGAGGCUUUCUGUAUCCAAAACUGCAGGGCUUAUCCCAAAGAUGGCCCUUACAGAUGACAGAGAGUAUUUGUCUCCUCAGAUUUCAACAGUCACUGGUGCCCAUAAAGAGGGUGCUGGUGUAACAAAAGCGCCAGAGGAAGAAAAAGAAAAGGAGCUAGGAGGGGAGCAGAAAGCCACCAGUAGAGGGAGUAAACAGCCAAAACUUCCUCAAAAGGAGAGACACCAAGAGAGGGAUCCCAGAACGCUCCAUCAACAACAGACUAAACCCUCCAAAUCUUCCAAACCCAGUCGGCGUAUACCACGCACCAGGCCUGCACCACUACAGAAGCCCAGGGAGGACAAAAAGGAGAAUAGGCAUCCUUUUGCUUUGUAUGGUUGGGGGGACAGGCAUGCAGAGGUUGCCAGCAAAAAGACACACAACGUUGGCCCUGCAGCUUCUACUAAUGAGAUCCAUGAGUCAGCACUGCGAGCUAAGACCAGGAGAGAGGUGGAACACCAGAUCCAGACGGAGAGAGCUGAACGCCGAAGAGCCAAAUCUGCUCAUGUGGAUAAGAACAGAACCAGGCGGACGCAACCGGAUUUCAACCCCUGGCUCACUGAGUACAUGCGCUGCUUUUCCGUUCGCUCCCGAUAGGACACAUGCAUAGAUACACACACGGAUGAACAGAUAGAAAGCGUGUCUGUGAACAUACAUGAUUGCACAAUAAUGCGCACACUCUCA
This is a messenger RNA of Lampris incognitus (smalleye Pacific opah), 1065 nucleotides long. RefSeq names its product centriole, cilia and spindle-associated protein b (gene ccsapb). The record is from RefSeq and is a predicted model, not a curated record. The coding region runs from base 64 to 978 and encodes 304 amino acids. Gene Ontology annotation, cellular component: centriole; cytoskeleton; spindle. The transcript is spliced from 5 exons. Gene Ontology annotation, molecular function: microtubule binding. Lineage: Eukaryota; Metazoa; Chordata; Actinopteri; Lampriformes; Lampridae. Gene Ontology annotation, biological process: regulation of mitotic spindle assembly.